AUGACAAAGCCCUCUGUCAACAUGACCUUCGACACAUCACUAGUCGACACGCAGAACCCAAACACAUCGUUCUCGACCACAGAAUCAGACCCCUCCGAAGCAGACCCUUCAUCAACCAGCAGAGCAUCCCAGCACCUCGACAUCACUCCCACGCCACCUCCCAAGACCACAACGCCUGUGCAACACGUCCCUACGCAAGAUGCCUACGACUCCUGGGCCUCAAUCUACGACACAGACGGCAACAUGCUACAGGCAAUUGACGACAUAGAGCUUUCCGUCCUCCUUCCCGAAUUCCUAAGAUCAGUAGAGUCGUCCUUCCCAAAGGGGACUCUACAGCUGCUAGAUCUCGGCUGCGGCACUGGGCGCAACACAGCGAAGCUCUUAACCUACCCAUGGGCUCAAGAUCCAGUCAGAACCGUCGAAGUAACAGCACUGGACUUCUCUGCUGGCAUGCUCGACAUAGCGAGGGAGAAGCUGGCGCCUUUGGAGAAGUAUAACGUCAGGCUGAGGGUCAGGCAGGCGGAUUGCUUCCCUACUGUUGGGGAUAAGGAGGCGAGUCCUGUGCCUGCUGUUGAGGGGCUUGAGGCUGUGAAUGGGGUUGUGAGUACGUUGGUUCUAGAGCAUGUUCCGCUCGAGGAUUACUUUGCUACUCUUGGGAGUCUAGCGGGAAGAGGUGGGUUUGCGCUGGUGACGAAUAUGCAUAGCGAGAUGGGAAGGAUCUCGCAGGCAGGGUUCGUGAAUGCGGAGGGUGUUAAGGUCAGGGGAACGAGUUUUGCGCAUACGCCUGAGGAAACGGUGGAGGCUGCGGCAAAGGCGGGGUUUGAAAUUGUGAGUCUGAAGGAACGGAUGAUGACGAGGGAAGAUGUUGAGAGUGGAAGCGUGGGAGAGAGGGGAUUGAAGUGGGUUGGAAUACCUGUGUGGUAUGGCAUGGUGCUCAGGAGAUUGUGA
Didymosphaeria variabile is the source of this 948-nucleotide messenger RNA. RefSeq lists its product as uncharacterized. The transcript has a single exon. The record is from RefSeq and is a predicted model, not a curated record. Lineage: Eukaryota; Fungi; Ascomycota; Dothideomycetes; Pleosporales; Didymosphaeriaceae. Bases 1 to 948 code for a protein of 315 amino acids.